ACAGCAAAGACAUCCGGAACGAAACGGUCGCUCGUUUGCUGUGUGUGUGUGCGUGUGUGCAUUCGUAUGCGUAAUCUGCGCACACAAAGGGGAACAGCACAAAGCAAAAACGAAGGGCUGCUGCUGCUGACGAAAGUGACUCGAUCCUGCUGCUGUAGGCGGACACACGGGAGAACUGUGGAGCGAAUUUCGUAGUCGUCGUUGUUGUUGUUUGGUGCAAAUUCGAGUGUGUGUGAAAAACCGUGCCCGUGAAUCAUCAUCAUCGUGUGUUGCGUGAAGAAAACCUUUUAGCAAAACGAGCAUGCAGCAGUGAAAAUUCGGUGCGACGAAGUUUGUCCAUCGCUCGGUCUCUAAUGUAAUAGUAUGGUAUCACGGUUCGAACGCCUAAUGGGGUGCUCCUCUAUCCCGAUAGGAGAGACCUCGCCUGAGACGGUGGCACAAUGCUCAGGCCGGGGCGACUGUCUGAAUGGUACGUGCCUGUGCGAGAUUCGCUACAGUGGCGAAGAAUGUUCCGGCUUUAAUCUACCCUACCAUGCUGGCAUUUCGGCCGUCUUCUACUUCGUGGGCUUUGUGUCGCUGGUGCAGCUGAUGAUCUGUAUCAUCGCCGAGUACCAGCGGCUGAAGCAGCCCAGCUUUCUGGCCGCCUGCCGGCUGACCACCCAGAAGCUGCUGUACUUUUUCGUCUUCAUUGCGGCGGUCCUGCGCGGCGCUUACUUUACCACACCGGAAACGCUACAACCGGCAUGGGUGUCGUAUCUGAUGUCGCUGUACUAUCCGCUCGUCAUGACCUGCGCCUCGCUCGUGGUGUGCCUGUGGGCAGAGAUCUUCCACCUGCAAGGCAUCCGCUGGGAACGGUCCCAAUUUCUGUCGAAAAGCUUUCUCGGCUUUCUGGCCUUCAAUCUGCUCCCGUACAGCCUGUUUCUGGCGGAGAUUGCGUACUCGCACCUGUUCACCGGCCGCAGCACAUCGUUCUUUAACGGAUGCUACGCGGUGCUGCUACUGAUCGUGGUCAUCUUUUUCCUCAUCUACGGUGUCGAAGUGUUCUUCAAGGUUCGUGGCGGCUUCGUGUAUGACUUUGGCGUGGUGCCAAACAGCGAAAAUGUGAACGCUUCCCAGCUGCACCAGUCGCGGUUCGGUUUGCUGAGCCAGGCGAUCAUGAUGAUAGUGAUCGUCGGGUUUCUCACCUCCGAAACAUUGGGCGAUUUCUGGAAAAAGAAGGUACCGGUAUACUCGCGCAACUGGCACGACAUCGUGUUCCGGCUGGCGGAGGUCGGCGUUGCCCUGUGGUUCCCGUGCUGCCUGUGGAACUCGAUGGCACCGGAGCAGCUGUGGAUACUGAACCCGCGCAAGCUGCUGACCCGCCAGAUCGACCCGGUCGCCGGUGGCAGCGGGUGCGGGGCCGGCACCGCCGAAGCACCGGCCGACCCGUCCACCUCCGCCAACGCGGAGGAGGGCCAGUCAUUUUUGGCGAAGAAAGAUUGCUGGAUCUGCUACGACACGGACAAGCCGGAACCGCUGAUACAGCCGUGCAAGUGCAUCGGUGACGUCAGCUCGGUGCACCACGAGUGUUUGCGCCGCUGGCUGGUGGACAGCUGUGCCAACAGUGAUGCGGUGCUGAAGUGCAAAGUGUGCGACUCGCCGUACGAGAUCGAGCGCUCUAACAGGCUCGAUUGGGAGAAGGGUUUCACGAUCCAGCACUGGGCCAAAACGAUCAUCAUCGUGACGCUGAUGUGCAUCACGGGUGCGGGCGCCUGGGUCAUCAUCCAGCUGAACGAGGACUCGUUCGUGCGCGUCCUCGUCGCCGGGUUCGCGAUCAUCAUCGGCUACAUACUGUUCAAAAUGCUCGGCGAAAACACGGUCACCGCGAUCCAGCGGGCGAAGGUGAGCUCGAUCUACAUCGUCACCUCGGUGAAUGAUUUGCAAACUUAGGUGCAGGGGUGGUGAUGUUUUUUUUGAUUCGCCGAAAGACUCAGAAUGAAACUGUGGAACACACAUGUAUUGUGUGAUUGUGGAAUUGCGUGCGUGCGUGCGCAAGAGUAAGUGAGUGAGUGUGCCCGCGAGACGCUGCGCACUUAUGCGCUAUUUACAUUACGUUUGUGUGAGCAAUAGAGAGAGAGAGAGAGAAAGAAGGAGAAAUGAUCUUUCAGUUUGUUGGACGCCAAAAUCGAAAUCGAAGCAAGCGGGUGCAGCGCUUGCAGGCUUUCUAGACAACAACAACAAAAAAAAGCUGCAACGAACGAGUUGCAGACCGCCGCACGUGUUUGACAAGAAACAGGAAAGAGAUUGUUUAAAUCGCACACCCGCUUUAUACCUUUGCGCGCGCGUGUGUGGCUUUUGGUUGCAAGUUGGAACGAGGAACGUUAUUUACUCUGCAUGCUCGGGCCCGACCGAGCAAACUUACACUACAUACACAUAUAUUUACAUCCACACACAUAUAUUUAACCGUACAGCAACAGCGAACCUGCUUCACUGUUGGUGUACCAGGCAUGGCGGUUAUGUUUUUGUUUUUUUUUUUUAAUGCUGUGCGCUUAUGCUAUUUACAUACAAGUAUGUAAGCAGGAAUAAGGUACAACAGCACAGCACCGACACCCACACAUGCCGCCGUAGGCCGGAUACUGCUGAUAUACUCCACGUGUUUUGUGGUCAUCUUUGUCGUCGUCACCACCCGGUGGCUACGUCGGCUGGUUUCGGUCCGUUUCCCUUUGCCCUUUGCCAGAUUCGAUUUCGAUUAGCAUUGCUUUUGGUAUUGGCUUUAAUGUUUUAACAGCAACAAAACACACACACGCAAAAAAACAACAUCCAUGAAACGAUCGAAUCAAAUCAGUUUCAAAUCUAAAAUAACAACUGUUAAACGAAUCAAUCGUGGCAGGAAGGAAGGAGAGAAAAGACCAGCAGACACCAGGUGCAGGAGACGUACAGGGGUGGCACACAACAUGUACCUAGUCUUUCCCAUAAAAAAACACACACACAAAAAACGAAAAAGAAGCAGCCCCAUGUUUGAGCUCCACAUUUGGAAGAUCAAUAAUUUACCAAACAAUUUCCCACCACCACUUCCCGCUUCUUACUCUCCCCGUCGCCCCCCUGUUUUCCCCCUUCGUUAUAGUAAGAAUGACCGUGUGUGUGUGUGUGUGACUUUUUUUUUUAAAUUUACAUACAUAUAUCCAUGCAAGUGAUAUUGAGUUAAUGCGUGAGCGUAUUUUUAAACAAACAAAAAACGAGAAAUACAAAAACAUUAUAAUUGUAAGCAUAUAUAGAAGCAUUAGGUUGGAGUAUGUGUAGCAAAAGAAACAAAAUGUACUACUGGACAAAGUAUGAGGGAAAAAGUGUAGAAAAAAUAGGAAAGGGAUAGAGAGAGCGAUGGCGUAGAAGGAUAAUACAAAAGAUACUUAGAAAGAGGCACGUGCGCAAAGGUCAAUAAGUUUGCUAUAUUGGGAAACACGAUUUAUUUGGCAAAUUCUGCGCAGAAGCGUCGCCAAAAGUUUAGAAAAAAAUAAUGGUUUUGUCACAUAAAACCAAUGAUGAAGGUGUUGUUAUCAGCCCGGUUCGGGGAGAAGAUCACCCCAACCGGCCGAUUAACCCGGAUUCAUUUUAUUUAUUGCAAGUGUGAGUGCUUCUCUUGUUGAUGUCUCACGCCGCCGUGAAAGCAGGAUUGAAAGAUUGUUUGCGUGUGCGUGUCUGUGUCUUUCGUUAGAAUGACUGCAAAGGGCGCAGUGCCGAACAUUAGCACUAGUGAUAUAUGAUUUAGACGUUAAGCAUUUCAUAUUUACCAACCUCUCCCAUCCCUCCCUCCUUCUACCUUUUGUGGGUUUAACGGCUUUAUAGUUUCCUUUAAUAACAGGAUAUUCAUUUACCUACAACACUCAUCAUUAAAGUAAGAUACCGUAAACGGUCAACAGUUAUUGUACACAUGAGCGAAAGGGUGAUGGGGGUUGUGUGUGUGAUGGAACGACAGGAGAAAACAAAACCUGCUCCAUUCUGCUGAUUAAAUUAACGUCUACAACGUGAAGAGCAAAACUUGUUGAAAUGAUGUAGUUAAUACGCGCAAGAGGUUAUUUCAAAAGAAAAGUCACACCAUCAUCUCGCUAAGCUGUAAGUAGAUCAAUUUCGGUACUGAACAAACGAACAAAAAAAAAAAGGAUGUCGUCGAUGUCGAUGCAGAAGAAGAAGAAGGUACUUGAGAUCUCAAACAAUUUCACCAUCUUUGGCAGUCCUCCCCAUUUUAGACACGAUCUUAAAUAAAGUACGGGGCGGGAAUAUCAAGUGGUGAACGACACACACACACACAUAUACACACACAGACAACAAAUGUAUAAGGUUGUGCGCACGAAAAUGAUCCAAACUACUACUGGACUUAGAAAAAAGAAGAAGUAGAAACAGUGAAACAGCGAACGUGUCGUGUAUAGCCGCUUGAGCUGAACUGAUUAGCACAAAUGCAAAAGAGAGAGAGAAAGAGAGAGAGAGAGUAUUUAGUUUACAGCAAAUUCAAAAGCAUUAAGUAAUUGAAGUCCCGGCGAAUGUACGGACGUACUUUUGGAGAACGUACCACUGGAUGGCACAAUGCCCCGGUUCUCCUACGCGAUAGGACAGGCUAUAGGCCAACGAAGAGACAUCCAUCUACUCUAUCCCUCUAUUGCCGCCCCUCUCCCAUCCAUGUGAUGUUUUUUUUCAAUUAUUUGUGUUAUCUUUCCCGGUUGUUUUGUUUGUUUUUUCACCUCUCUGGCUGUAUACUGUAAAUUUUUAAACUAAUGUUUUGUCGUGUAAGAUCCCCUGUAACCGAUUUACCUGCUAAAAAGUGUCAAUUGCGGAGUGUUUCAUUUUUCUAAAAAAACCCGCACUCAAAUGAAGCAGAGUAUAGGAGGUCAGCGUGGCGUCCCAUUUAGUCAUUAUUUUCAAGUGAAUGAAAAAAACAACAACAACCUUUUGUUAAACACAUAUUAAAAAAAGAAAAGAAAACACGAAACAAAUUCAUGUAAAAAAAACAAAGUGAGCAAAAUUAGUUGAUACACAAAAAAGAAAUAUAAGCAGAGGAAGUAUAAGAUGUAAACCAAAAAAACAAAAGAGGAAGAGAAAGCUCUAAACCCCUAAACGAAAGCACUGAAAGAAUUUAUGAAUAAAAGAUGCUAAAACAUAUGUAUUUUCUUGGCAAACAAAAGCAAACACAAAAUCACCGAAAAGGAUAAAGAGAGAAACAAAAAAAAACACACAAACACUUCCCUAAAACACGAAACGCUAGCUUAAGAAGAAGUGAAGCAAUACGAAAUUGAUGAAAACUAAUUGGCUAAUAGGAAGCAAAUGUAAAAAAAAAUGUGUGCAUUAUGAAAAAGAUUGAAGCAAAACAGAGAAGAAAAAAAUAAAUACAAAACCAACAGCCUCAAAGGCGAAGUGUGAAGCACGGACAUUAAAAAACAACAUGUGGAUACGGCGGUAGUAAACAAAAUUAGCUGUUGCUGAGAGACCACCCUAUAAAAGGUGGAACGCUUUCAUAGAGCUCUUUAUGAGGGCUCGAAAUAACUCGCUCUUGAAUUUGACCAUUGCAACAAAUCGGUCGCCCAGAAACAAGCACACACACACAGAGACCCAAGAACAUAUGUACUUUUUGCAGUAGUAAUUUUAGUGGCAAAAAAUAGUGGCAAAACAAAAACAACAACAACAACAAUUAAAAACUGUUGUACUGUCGAGAUCGCAUUAAUCUUAAUUGGAAGAGAAACUGUAAUUAUAAUCGAUGCAAGCAAGAAAACAGAGUGAAAAUAUAAUAUAAAUGAAAUGAUCCAAUGAAAACACAA
Molecule: messenger RNA, 5783 nt
Organism: Anopheles coluzzii
Lineage: Eukaryota; Metazoa; Arthropoda; Insecta; Diptera; Culicidae
Exons: 8
Coding region: 364-1929 (521 amino acids)
Molecular function (GO): zinc ion binding
Source: RefSeq, a predicted model, not a curated record